Balaenoptera ricei (Rice's whale) is the source of this 3197-nucleotide messenger RNA. It is a transcript of the gene PNPLA3, whose product is annotated as patatin like phospholipase domain containing 3. The coding region runs from base 91 to 1338 and encodes 415 amino acids. The record is from RefSeq and is a predicted model, not a curated record. Lineage: Eukaryota; Metazoa; Chordata; Mammalia; Artiodactyla; Balaenopteridae. The transcript is spliced from 8 exons. Gene Ontology annotation, biological process: lipid homeostasis; triglyceride catabolic process. Gene Ontology annotation, cellular component: membrane; cytoplasm; lipid droplet. Gene Ontology annotation, molecular function: triacylglycerol lipase activity; 1-acylglycerol-3-phosphate O-acyltransferase activity.
GUGAGUGCACCCGGGCCGGCGGAGAGCCAGAGUGGGCGCCGGGCGGAGCCGCGGCGCCCUCGGACUCCGGACGCCCGGCCCGCCGCCAUUAUGUACGACCCCGAGCGCGGCUGGAGCCUGUCCUUCGCCGGCUGCGGCUUCCUGGGCUUCUACCACAUCGGGGUGACCCGCUGCCUGAGCGAGCGCGCCCCGCACCUCCUCCGCAACGCGCGCAGGUUCUUCGGGGCCUCGGCCGGGGCGCUGCACUGCGCCUUCUUCCUCUCUGGGGUCCCGCUGGAGCAGACAUUGCAGGCCCUCAUGGACCUUGUCCGGAGCGCCAGGAGUCGGAACAUUGGCGUCCUCCACCCGGCCUUCAAUUUGAGCAAGCACCUCCGAGAUGGUCUCCAGAGAUACCUCCCGGACAACGUCCACCAGCUCCUCUCGGGCAGAAUUGUCAUCUCACUCACCAGAGUGGCCGAUGGAGAAAAUGUGCUGGUGUCUGAUUUUCGGUCCAAAGACGAAGUCGUGGACGCCUUGUUUUGUUCCUCCUUCGUGCCUUUCAUCAGUGGCUUGAUCCCCCCUUCCUUCAGAGGCGUGCGAUACAUAGAUGGAGGAGUGAGUGACAUCAUACCCUUCUUUGAUACCAAAACGACCAUCACUGUUUCCCCCUUCUAUGGGGAGAGUGACAUCUGCCCCAAAGUCAAGUCCACGAACUUUCUUCACGUGGACUUCACCAAGCUCAGUCUACGCCUCUGCUCAGAGAACAUCUACCUAUUAACCCGGGUGCUAUUCCCUGCGGAUCUCAAGGUGCUUGGAGAGCUAUGCUUUCGAGGAUAUUUAGACACGGUCAGGUUCUUGGAAGAGAAUGGCAUCUGUGACAGGCCCCCUCUGUGCCUGAGUGCAUCCUCAGCAGAGUCGGAAGUCCUCGAGGCCCCCUGGGAGCACGGGCGCCUGCAGCCUUCCCCGGGCAUGGCCACCGGGGAGGCGAGGCCCAAGGGAGACAAGCUGCUGGACCACCCGCACCUCAGCAUCCUGCCCUGGGACGAGAGCAUCCUGGAGACCCUGUCGCCCAAGCUCACCAUAGCCCUGAGGGAAGCAAUUAGAAACCAAGAUGGGUACAUAAGCAAGAUGUGCAACUUCUUACCAAUUAAGGUCAUGUCCUACGCGGUGCUGCCUUGCACGCUGCCGGUGGAGGCUGUGAUUGCUGUGGUCCAGAGACUGGUGAUGUGGCUUCCAGACAUGCCCAGAGACAUCCAGUGGCUGUGCUGGGCGACCUCCCGGGUUUGUUCUCGAAUGAUGAUGCGUCUGCCCCCUGUGGAGCCCUACGUCCAGGACACGGGACAAAAACUCUGGAAUUAACCAAGCCCCCAUAGCAACUGUUGCCAUGGGCUCUCCUAAUCUAAACCGGACAGCCAUAGUCUAGGCUAGACUAGGGCUCUCCUAGUCUAAACCGGACUCCAUAGUAGGUAAGAUAUUCACCAUGUAGCAACCUCGCAGCACCCUGACCAAUCACCUGAUGCCAUCCUGCCAGCAGGAAUUUUCUUUGUCUUGAGUCUGUAAAAGUCGGCCACUAGCCCACAAAGGGGGUCGGCUCUCCCUGGUCCAUCAGGAAGCGGGCCCGCUGGAUUUGCAGCGCCCCUCACCAACUCUGCUCUUUGUUUGCAAUAAACUCACUCUUUUCCAAGAUACUUCGUGUCUGGAAAUUCUUCUUCCAACCCACGUGCGGACCACGACAUUUUGGUGGCCUGUACGGGGACAUCUCCGGGGGGAUCUCCUCCCCCACCUCCUCUCCUCAUUCCUUGGGACCCUCUGUGAACAGGCAAGCUGCCGUGGAAGCAAUAGAGGAACUCUGGCCAGGGCCACAUCCUGGUGUGUUCCGAAGUCUCCACAGCUCACUUCGCCCCAGUAACUGCCGCCCAGAUGGGUGAGGAUCCCUCUGUCUUCCUCCCGACUGAGGACUAGGCCGAUUGGUAUCGUGCGGGCACAGGUCAGGCAUUUAAAAGCCAUCAGGGCGCCUGCCGCUUGAAGACGCCCGUGAAAGGAUGAGGGGGUCACGGAACGGACCAGGCUGUUAGAGCGUCUGCCCCCAGCAAGACAACUUCCAUGCACCGUGAGGCACACGCUAGUUCAAGCAGAACACCGAGCCCCCUCCCCUGGGCCGCCGCCUUCCUGGCAGGACUACAAGGCUGAUUCCUCGGCCUGUCUUCUCUGUCGCUUUCACCUUCUUCUCGGUCCGGAUUGACUUACAGGAGCCUAAGUGUUGCCUCUGAGCCAUCCCAGGAGUGCCUUUUCACGUUUCAGGGAAUCGCCAAACGGUGAGUCACCCGGUGGGUCCCGGGAAUCUCUCUCUCUUUUCUUUCUUUCUCUGCCCGAGUCGCGUGGUGCCUCAGUCGCACGGUUGGGGCCUCAGUCGCACGCUCCGGGGUCACCUGUCACGGUCGGACGCGAUUGUUGGGACGGUCGGCCCAUUUUGUGCCUUAGUCGCACGGAGAGAUCACUGGGACAAAGGGGACACCUUUCUGUCACCCGGUGACUCUCAGGACCCCCGUUCUACGGCAUAGAGGCUCAGAAUGGGUUCUGCUACGUCUCGGGAGCCUCCCUCAGACUCACCCCGCGGCUGUAUCCUCAGGAACUGGGAAAAUUUGACCCUGAGAAUCUCAAAAAGAGGAGGCUCAUUUUCUUUCGUAACACGGCUUGGCCCCAGUAUAAACUGGGAGACCUAGAACAAUGGCCUCUUAAUGGGACACUAAAUUAUAACACGAUCCUCCAACUUGAUCUCUUUUGCCGGAAACAAGGAAAGGACUCAGAGUUUCCUUACGUCCAGACCUUUAUGGCCCUUAGUCAGAAUCCGGAUCUGAGGGACUCAUGCCGCAUGCGUCUUUCUGUUGCCGCCUUAUCCCCCCAACCCCUUCUGCCUCCCUCUCCAUCACAUCUCCUAGGCGACCCUCUACUGGACCUUUCCUGUCCCCCCCCCAUGAACCCUCAUUGCUUCAGCCCCUGCACCCACCUCAGCACAGGUCCCCAGUAGGUACCCCCUUAUCAGGGCAAAAGCCCCCCUCCCCUCCCCACACAAGAUCGAGGACUGCCCAAUGCCAGGAAACAGAUUCUAAUAUGCUUCCCUUAAGGGAAGUGGCAAAUGGAGACAUGGGCACUAGUAGAGUCCAUGUUCCCUUUCCCGUGUCUGACAUUUCCCAAGUUCAAAACAAGUUAGGUUCCUU